Messenger RNA from Sardina pilchardus (European sardine), 4300 nucleotides. RefSeq names its product TSC22 domain family protein 2-like. The coding region runs from base 627 to 2867 and encodes 746 amino acids. Lineage: Eukaryota; Metazoa; Chordata; Actinopteri; Clupeiformes; Clupeidae. Gene Ontology annotation, biological process: regulation of transcription by RNA polymerase II. The record is from RefSeq and is a predicted model, not a curated record. The transcript has 4 exons.
AAUGCGAACUUGCAUAGCCAUCUUGUAGGGGAGGCGAUUUUUUGAGAAAUUCAGACCCCGAUUUUCGGAGGAUAGUGAGUACCCUUGUCUACAACGGUGAAUACCCCUUGUUUCAAAUUGAGAAAUACCUGUAUGGUCGGGAAUUGAAGUCGAAGACGAGAACAAGAAUGAACGAGCUUUGUGGGAAAGUAGAUUUUAUGUAUUUUUAAGUACUGAAGCUAGCUAGCUAAAUGAGAGACACAGUGAACGGGCCCGCCUCAGUCUAAAGUAGCUGCUGCAGCUGCGCAGGUACAUCUGCGACAGCGGCCCUCUGGCAACUACGGAGACGGGAAAUUAUUUUACGUAGCAGGCCGGUUCUGUUAGGCCAACGCUUUGGACUCUGUUUGGACGAAUAAUUUGAACAUCCUAUUGAUCUGGAGGACCGUGUGAUCUACCGUCGAACCUUAUAACGGUAGCCGUAAUGCAACAGGAGGAGAAAGGCAGAAAGAUGACGCAGAAUCUGGCUAACAGAUAGAAACCGUUGCUUUGCUGCUGCUCUCACUAUCGGGAAUAUACAAAAGACGCAAACUUAUUUGUUUGAUUUCCCUUUAGUGGUCGUGAGAGGGGGUGAAAAGUAAGUCUUCAAAAUGUCUAAAAUGCCUGCAAAAAAGAAGAGUUGUUUUCAGAUCACAAGUGUGACACAAGCUCAGGUGGCAGCCAACAGCGUAGCGGACGACACCGAAAGCUUGGAUGACCCAGACGAAUCACGAACCGAGGAUGUGACUUCUGAAAUAUUCGAUGUGUCCCGAACUGAUUUCGAACCUGAGGUAUGUGACCGUAGCUCUUCGGAAGAAACACUGAACAAUGUUGGAGAGACAGACGCUGCGAACACGCAUGCAGCCAGACAGCUACCUUCAACCACGGGGACAUUUAACAGUCCUUCUUUUCGAAAUAUAAAACCGAAUUGUGUCACCAAUGUAAGUCACCAGUCUCCUCUAACAGGUGUGUCGACGGUGCAAAAUUCUGUAUCCACUAGCGGGGUCGUGCACCAGCUAGCGCCUCUCCCCUGUGUUGGGGCGGGUAACGUGUCGGGAAGCACGUCUCAGUUGGCCUCGACUAGCUCGGUGAGUGCCUCUACAACGACUACUACCACCACCACCUGCAGUUCACGUUUUCGGGUCAUUAAAUUAGAUCAUGGUACUGGUGAACCUUUCAGGAGAGGCAGAUGGACUUGUACAGAGUUUUAUGAGAAGGAUUCCGAGGGAUCUGUUAUAAGUAGAAAUGUAGACACAAUACGGCAUAACAGCACAUUGGACCCUGGAACUGAUCGAGACAGUGGUCUUGGAGCCACCGGGGGAUCCAGUGUGGCACCAUCUGGUCUCUCUGGACAAGGUCCUGAUUCCAGUGUGGAAACCGCUCUGUCUGCGGCCUCACAUGUGAUUCAUUCAGAUUUGCAGCAGCAACAAAACUAUGGUGUAGGCCAGCACCAUGUAAUUUCAGGUUCUGUGACUCAUGAGGUGCAGCAGAUGCAGGGCUCUCCACAUCCUGUCCAGCAGCAGAAUCUCCUUAUGACUGGCCUGAAUGGCUCCCAACAGACGAUGCACAUACAGAAAUCGCCUGGCGUGCCUCAUGGCCCACAGGCCCAGCCGGUCAUCUAUCAGACCCAGCCACUGCAGCAGCCAGUCCCACCGCAGCAGCUGCAGUUGGGGCACCAGCUUGCGGCUCAGCCCUCUUUGCUACCUGGAUCUCAGCUUGAGUACAGCCAGCAGCACCUGGCUGUCACUACUGUUCAGUCCAAUUCAACAGCAAACCUCUCCAUAGGACGGGCCAUUAACCAGGGGCCCUCACCAGUGCCCACCCCAGCCAGUGGAGUUCAAGCUUUGGGGACGUCUGGGGAGAUGCCUGGGGUUCUUGGAGGUGUGCCCAUCAGCCAGCCAGCGCCUCAGUCCACAUCUGCACAUCUUCCGCAGCCUACAGGUGGGCCCAUGAUGGCAACAGGCUCUCUUCAACAGCAGCAGCAACCACAAAUAGGACAGUACCUGACUUCGGGGGUGCCUCAUGGGCUCCCCAAUGCCCAGAAUGUGCCUACGGCGCCAACCUCGGUUUCAAUCUCCAGUGCGCCAGCCUCCAGUAUCCCCACUUCUGUGCCUGUGGCUUCCAGCAUGGUGACUCAGAACACAGCCCUCCCCUCUGCCGCCGGGCAGCAGCAGCAGCCUCAGAUGCCCCGCAAUGGCACAGCGGGGGUUAUGGGAACAUCAAAUCACCCCACCGCUAGCUUGGGACAGACGGACGAGAAUAGGAGGAAGUCGGAUGUUAUAUCUCAGUUUCCUGCUGUCUCUGGGAAAGAUCUUCCCAUGAAGCCUUUGAUUCCUGAGAGCCUGCAGCUGGCCCACCCUGCAGUCAACAGCCUGUUCGGAAUACCCAUCCAGAUAGACGGGGAUGAGGAUAGGAACCCAUCCACGGCUUUCUAUCAAGCCUUCCAGCCUGGCGGCAAGCUGCGGAACUGGAAGGCGCUCAGCGAUAGUGCCUCUGGUGCCAGUGUUGUUGCCAUUGACAACAAAAUAGAGCAAGCAAUGGACUUGGUCAAGAGCCAUUUGAUGUAUGCCGUGCGUGAGGAGGUAGAAGUGCUUAAAGAACAGAUCAAGGAGCUGUAUGAGAGGAACUCUGUUCUGGAGCGGGAGAAUGCCGUGCUCAAGUCCCUUGCCAACAGUGACCAGCUCUCCCAGCUGUCCGUCCAGCCGGCCACGGCCACCUCGAACAGCACUCCACCACAGCUGACCGGAGGUCAGGCCCCAGGGACAAAGAUCCUCUCCCAGCCGGCUCAUCCCCUGGAGGUCAGCAAACCCAUCGCCACGCCUCCACUCCAGCCCAACGUCACAUCUGCCUGAAAAAUGCAUCCUUCUCUUCUGUACUGGGGAGAGGAGCUGGACUAAUAUGCUUAAACAGAUACGUCCUUAAGUUAUUGAGAGAAAAAAAGAAAAAAAAAAAGUCUUGUCCCUCCAUCGGCUUGUGAUCAGCAAAUGAGCAGUGCUUCAAUGUUUGUGCUGUCUGCCUUCCCAGUGUUUUAGACAAAGGCGGUCUUGGAUUGGGAUAUGGCUUUCUUGCUAGGCACUGUGUGGACAGGCCUGAGGACGAACACCACGAGGGGGACAGGUGAGCACCUGGCUCUGGACCAGGGGGCGGGCCGGGUCCCCAGAGGGAGUGGCCAAAGAGUAUUGACAGAGCUAUUUUUUUAAAGAGAAUCCAGCCAGGAAUAAAGGGGGUUUAUUUUGUAGCUUUUGCUGUGUCAUGCCAUAAGAAGCAAGAGUCUAUUUUUCAGAGCCACCAUACUUCACACCAUACAUCAGCACAGUUGUCCAGUUAUGUUAUUUAUUGUAGGGCUGCUAAUUUUUUUUUUUUAUUACCAUUUGUAUUUGUUUUAAAGCAAGAACAGUAUCUGCCAUCUGAUUCCGUUCUGUAAGAUGAGGGCCUUUGGAAACUUGAUUGGUUUGAAUUGAUUUGGCAAUUGCAGCAAGGUUCAGUCCUUUACCAGAAGUAUAUUCAAACACUUUGCAGACAAAACAUGGAGGACUAGCUCAAACACUAAAGUCAGUUUAACUUGUGGAUUGUAUCUUUAUAAUGGUCAUGACUCAGUAUGAAUGUACAUUUGUAUAGAGUGUAAAGUAUUAAGUGCAUAGAAAGUUUGUACAGGUUCUUGGGAUGAGAUCUUAACAGAAUCUAAAGUACUUGUUUAUGAAGAAACGUCAGUUCUCUUGGUAGUUUGUUUUAAGUCGAUUGCCAUACUCUCUUCCCUAACCUCAGAGUCUCACGCAUAAGGUUUGGGGGCAAGGGAGAAAAGAAGCUGUGAAAUUGUUCAACCUCCUUUGUAACCAAAGAUGCAAAGCUGUGUCAUCUUUAUUUCUUUUUUUUGUUUGUUUGUUUUGCUCUUAUAAUUUGCUUUCUGUACUAUUGUCAUUACUUUCUCCACCACACUUUCCUCUAUCUUCACCCUUUCCACUCUAUUGUUUCUUUUUUUUUUUUUUUUUUUUUUUUUUGCUGUUUAGCAUGUUCUGCAUGAUUUGUACUUGUCAAACCACUUUCUUACCUCAUAUUUGUAUUCAGCACUCUUAUUGUAAGAUAGUAGUCUGUGAACAUUGUAAAUUUGGGGGAGGACAGAGCGAAUAACUCAUGUCGAUGGAGGAGCGGAAGCUAGUGUUACACUAGUCUCAGACAAUGAAGUGAGCCAUGUUUUGUUCAUUGAAAUGUUUGGAUUACAUAUGCCAAUAGUUUUGUUACAUUGCAAAUUUUAAUGUAUUUAAAUAAAUGCAAUAUUCAGAUCCAA